Molecule: messenger RNA, 321 nt
Organism: Cladophialophora psammophila CBS 110553
Lineage: Eukaryota; Fungi; Ascomycota; Eurotiomycetes; Chaetothyriales; Herpotrichiellaceae
Exons: 1
Coding region: 1-321 (106 amino acids)
Source: RefSeq, a predicted model, not a curated record
AUGCAAGACGUGGGCGAGUCGGAGACCGAUGAUCGCUAUGGAGGGGACGACAUGAUUCAAGAGAACAGCGAGAGCAAACACCUCGCCAAUGACAGCCAGGAUAGCUAUUGCUCCGAAGAGGCUAAUUUCUCUGGCGUUGGAGACUCCCAAGAACGCGAGCAAGGUCUCAGAAAGGAGGACGUGGAGGUCGACGUGUUUGACGGCCGCGAUAAACCAUGGUCAAGCACGGCACAGAUCAGGGAGGUCGCAGAGGAAGAUCCUGCUGCGGAGACACUUUCAGACUCAUCGUUUGAGUACUACAACGCUGAUGACGGGAUAUGA